This is a messenger RNA of Saprolegnia parasitica CBS 223.65, 884 nucleotides long. RefSeq lists its product as hypothetical. Gene Ontology annotation, biological process: positive regulation of TOR signaling. The record is from RefSeq and is a predicted model, not a curated record. The annotation marks the transcript as partial. Lineage: Eukaryota; Oomycota; Saprolegniomycetes; Saprolegniales; Saprolegniaceae. The transcript is spliced from 10 exons. Gene Ontology annotation, molecular function: protein binding.
AUGACGGCGACCCGACCGAGCAGCGUGCGGGCGUCCAUGGAGUUUGCAGGUCCGCUGAACGCGGUGUCUGUCUCGUCCAGCCAGAAGCUCAUAGCCGUCGGCGGCCGCGACGUGCUCAAGAUCAUUGCCCUCGAGAGCGGCGGCUUUGUUGAGAAGCGCAACCUGCGCUCGGCCAAGUCCAGCCUCAACUUUAGCACCAACGAUAUUCGGUGGCAUCCUCAAUCCGACUACCUCCUCGCAACCGCGUCGACAAACGGCUACAUUGUGAUCUGGGACAUCCAGCGCGACACGGCCAAGCUCCAGAAGCGCGACUUCAAGGCCCACGACCGCGCUGUGAACCGCAUUUGCUGGCAUCCGACGGACCCGAACCUGCUCCUCAGCGCGUCCCAAGACGGCUUGAUCAAGCUCUGGGACCAGCGCUACAAGGGCAAGCAGAUCAAUGUGUUUCAGCAGCAAAAGUCUGAGAGCGUUCGCGACGUCAAGUUUAGUCCCUAUGGCGACACCAAGUUUGCGGCCGCGUUCGAGAAUGGCACGGUCGAAGUCUGGGAACUCGGCAACAACAAGAAGCCCGAGAUCACGUUCACGGCCCACCAGGGCCACAUUUUGUCGCUGGACUGGCACCCGACGCAGCCAUCGGUGAUUGCGACCGGGUCGCGCGACCGCAGUGUCAAGAUUUGGGACCUGAACGACGUCAACAAACCCAAGCAAACGAUCGCGCUGAUUGCCAACGCAGGUCGCAUCCAAUGGCGCCCCAACUGCCCCGAUCACAUUGCAACGAGUUCGUCGAUCACCGACAGCAGCAUCAACGUGUGGGACACGGCGCGGCCGUUCGUGCCCCUCGCGUGCAUGAAGGGCCACGCCGACAUCGUCUCGGACUUUCAGUG